AACCCAACCGGUCGUUCCAUUUCGGAACGCUGAGACAACGGGCGGGCGCUCCCAUUGGCCGCCGCGGCCCGACAGAAUCUCACGGUCGCCAACGUUCGCUGCGGGGCGGCUGCAGGAGAACCGGCCGAGGCGUGUUCCAGCCCCCGGGACCCGGGCCCUGCCGGGAUCCGCCUCGACAUGCCCUGACCUAGCGGGGCUCGCUGCGCAAGGUUGAACAUGGCUGACCUGGUUCAUAAAAGGGGGAAGAGGCAGGACGACAACGGGCUGGGCGGUGCUGUUGACUUCCUGUUGGCCAAUGCCAGGCUGGUGCUUGGGUUGGGGGGUGCUGCUGUGCUGGCCAUCGCAACUCUGGUGGUGAAACGGUUGAUAGACCGAGCCACCAGCUCGCCUGACGAGGACGACACUAAGGCAGAGCAGAAGUCCAUCGAGGAGAGCUGGCAAGAUCUGAGCUUGAUCAAGGCAGUGCCGAAGCCUCCAAAGAAGCAAAGCCGGGCAGACCUCAGCGAGUCUCUGCUGUCCCCAUCUGCGACCCUUCCUACCCAAGCCGCCGAGACUCAUGGCCAUCCCACCUCCCUGGAGACUCCCCAAGUAGAAUCCAGGACUCUGCUUUGUCUCACAUUCCAGGAGAAACUCCUCUCUUACUACAGAAACCACGUCACCAUCCCGGAAUCGGACGUGGCCCUUGGUAAGCAGCUGGCAAAGGACAUCUGCAUUGAACUGCAGAGCUUCCUGCAAAACAAGUGCCCAGAACUGCCUUUCGGCAGCAUGUUCCUCAGUGGUUCCCUCUGCGAUGACCUCCAGGUUGUUGCUGCCGACCAUGUCUGCUUCAUGCUGCCCUUGGUAUUUGAAACCACGCUCUGGAGCCUCAUCCCAGGGGAGGACACCAUCGUAAAAGAUCCCCAGUUCUGGAUGAUCAGGCGGACUGACCUGGAGUACUUCCCUCGCGGGAGCAGCCCUUGGGACAGGUUCAUAGUGGGCAGGUACCUCUCCUCCAACGUGAUCAAUGAGGCGCUCCAUAAAAUGCUGGUGGCCUCUGUCAACUGGCCUGCCAUAGGCAGCAUGUUGGAGUGCCUCAUCCGACCCGUGAUGGCUUCCGAGGAGCUGAAGUUGGAGGUUACGCAUUACGAGACCCAGCUGAACAUAACCCUCUGCCCAGUGACAGAAGCUGGGGGUAAGGUUCUUCUUGCCAAGCCUCCAAAAGGACUAGUGGAAAACCUCUGGCGACAAAGCUUUUAUAGGUCCGAGGUCUCCAAGCUUAAAGAUCUGGAUGCUGCAGACUCUGGAGCCAGGCAAUGCUGCCUCAAAAUCCUAAAAGGCGUCUGUAAAAAUCAUCCCUUCUUGAGCAAACUGACUGGCAGCCACCUGACUCAUGUCCUCCUCCACCUGAGUGAAAGUGAAUCAGACUGGGCAGAGGAAGCCCUGGCUGCGAGGUUCCAGCACGUGCUUGAAGCGUUGGUUGGCUACCUGGAGACAGGCUUCCUCCCCUGCUAUUUCAACAGUCAGAUUAACUUGUUCUGCGAGCUGCUGGAGGAGGAGAUAGAUGAGAUGGGGUAUGCACUCUACAGUGCUGUGUCUCAGCCAGACCUCUUGUUCCUGCAACAGGCGGAUAAAUGAAUUGCUAGCCUGGGAGUUCCUGAUUGUAGGUUUUUUGCGCGUCUCUGCAUCCACUUCUCUAAGCUGAGUGGAUUGCAAAGCUUCUCACUUCCUAGUUGCUACCAGGAAAUCCUUGCACUUAGUGAACAAAGUAGUCACUUUUUCGACACAAGGUGCCUGAGUAAAGGGAUGGGAAAUGGGAUCUGGAGCCCAUCACCACCAGGUCUCGCCACUUCCAAUCCAGCCCAUGGCUGUAGUCAUGAGAAGUCAGGUAUCAUCUAUUGAGUGGUGAGGCCUGGUUGAAGUGAGUUUGGUCUCCGUCCUGUCCCUACCAAACUGCCGUCACGGUUGAAACGAUAGCAUGAGGCGGCCCAGGAUUGAAUGGGCCUGGAAACUGAACUUCCCCUUGUUCCUGGAGGUAGUCCCUCCAGACCAGACCCUCACUGGUGAGUGUGGGGAACCUUACACUGCCGCUGCUUGUACUGUACCUGGACUGUGUAUAAACUGGACUUGUCUUCAGGGCUCUCAAUCCAGCCCCUUUCACGAGCACAAAAUCCACUGUUCAAGUGUCAGACUCUAAACUUAUAAGAGGGUGGUGUUGGAACCUGGUAUGAAUUUGCAAACCCAGGACUUUGGCAGCAUGAAGGGACAGGGCUGAGGAGAGGAUCAGUUGAAACUGAUUAUGCACCACAGGAUAUUGCCAUAGCCAAUCAAAUCCCAUCUGCUUUUUCCUGACGCACUUUCAGUGUUACUAAUGUAGUUCCCAACAGGACAAGCUAAAUCUAACUGGUGUUGCUCGUUCUGUUAAUGUGAGCUCUAAUACUAGGGGUUCAGUACCCGAUUGGGAGUCUUUUUAUGUUUUAACUCUCCCUUAUGCACUUCAGCAGGGGCUCCACGGCGGGAUUAAGGGUGGUGGUGACUGAGGGAGAGAGAUGGGUCCUACAGCUGUGGACACACAAAAGACUGUCGCAUGGCUGCAAGGUAGAACAGUGCUGGACCUACUGCUGUCGUACCCACGUCCCCCUCUGCUUUAAAAUGAAUCAUGUUGACAGUCCCCACUCCAGCUUUUCAGAUUCAAGUGUUAUGCAUGUGUUGCUUCUAUCUAGAUAUCCUGCCCCUUCUCGGUAAUCAAUAAGACUGCUUACCCCCAGAAAGGGGCAGGAUGGGGACAAUGCUUUAAUCAGAAGGCUUCUGUUAGCAAGAGCUGAAGUGAUUUUAUGUUUGUCUUCCUGUUAAGAAUGAGUUGGUUUUAUAGUGCUGCUGAGAGAUUUACUUUGGUACCAGCUCUAGUUCAGAUACUAGAAAUAUGUUUUCUGACUGUUCUCAUGAAUUAAGAACCAUGCCUAUUUUGCACACGAUGGGUGGAAAAUAAACCUGCAGCCUUUUAAUGUGAGUAGCGACUGGUGUUUAGUUUUCUUUGCGGAGAUGGUAUUUUGUGUUUGGGGGUGUGUGUGUGGGGGGGAGAAUAAUCUAUUUCUCUGUGCACUGUGAUUCCCUCAAUCUGAAGACUACUUGAUCUGUAGGCACUAAACCAUGUUCCAAAUGUUAGUGACAAGAAUAAAAUCUCACUGCGGAAUGGG
This is a messenger RNA of Trachemys scripta elegans, 3173 nucleotides long. RefSeq names its product mitochondrial elongation factor 2 (gene MIEF2). The coding region runs from base 217 to 1614 and encodes 465 amino acids. The record is from RefSeq and is a predicted model, not a curated record. Lineage: Eukaryota; Metazoa; Chordata; Testudines; Emydidae. The transcript is spliced from 4 exons. Gene Ontology annotation, biological process: positive regulation of mitochondrial fission; mitochondrion organization. Gene Ontology annotation, cellular component: mitochondrial outer membrane.